This is a messenger RNA of Caenorhabditis bovis, 1074 nucleotides long. The record is from the annotation of a GenBank genome assembly. Lineage: Eukaryota; Metazoa; Nematoda; Chromadorea; Rhabditida; Rhabditidae.
AUGAAAACUCGCAAUCAGCGUUUCAUUCUGUGUCUCGCUCUCGUCGUUGCAUUAUCCAUUUUUGCUAUUAAUAGGAAAUUCGAACGGAGUCCCUUUUAUACUACUCUAGUAGACGACGUUUAUGUUGUCCCAGAAGAAUGUCUAUGCAAGUCCGAAAAAACCGGCAACAUUUAUAAUUUUUGCUACAGUAAUCCGCAAAAUUCGACGUUACAAGGAAUCGUAUUCAAUUGUUCGCAUGUUGAUUUUAUGGAUGAUUUUGGUUUCUUUCAAAAUCAUGAAGACACCUUUUAUGAAAAUGUGCUCAAGGAAAAUCGAAAUGAAGAAGAUGAAAUAUUUGUGACCGCUUGCUCAAACGAUCAUUUUUUGACCGGAUUUGAUCACUAUAAAAUAUUUCGUCGAUCGUAUCCAAAAAAUAAGGUGCUAUUCUAUGGAUUAGACUUAUCAAAUAACCACCAAGAGAAGCUAAAAAAUGAAAAAUAUUUGGAGUUUCGCCAAUUUAAUACUUCAAAAUAUCCAUCUUAUGUUAAACGAUGGCUAGAUUAUCGAUUCAAACCACUUAUUAUUGCGGAAGUCAUUCAAGAAUAUAAAAAUAUCAUCUGGAUGGAUGCUCAUAUAUUAAUUAAAAAUGCGAAUUUAACAAAUCUUGUGCAUUCGGAACUCGCAAAUAGUAUUACGAACGAUACUAUUCCUUUGAAAUCUCCAAUUUUGUUUUUUAUCCAUUCAAGUCAUAGCAAUUUUGCGACAUUGGAUCAAAGACUUCUCGAUUUUUUCCCGACAAUUUCUCUCGAGUUAUUGAAAACGAAAGGAAAAGGAGAUCAACUCGGAGCCAAUAUAAUCUAUUUAUCCAGAACGAAGAAGACAUUCGAAAUCUUGAAAUGGUGGAUAUUAUGCGCGUUGGAAAAAGAAUGCAUGAAUCCGGGCGAUACAACGAUUCAUUGUCAUUUCGACACGAACCGAUUUACAAAAUUUGCAAAUUGCUUCAGAUAUGACCAAUCCGUUCUCAAUUUAUUGUUGAUUAAUGAAUAUGGAGACUAUCACAAAUAUCAAUCCAAAUAUGGAUAUUUGAUCAAUUGA